This is a messenger RNA of Tauraco erythrolophus (red-crested turaco), 899 nucleotides long. NCBI's taxonomy places the organism in Eukaryota, Metazoa, Chordata, Aves, Musophagiformes, Musophagidae. The record is from RefSeq and is a predicted model, not a curated record.
AUGGACCAGUCGUCUCCCACCUACAUGCUUGCCAACUUAACCCACUUGCAUUCCGAGCAGCUUCUGCAAGGCUUGAACCUCCUUCGCCAGCACCACGAGCUCUGUGACAUCAUCCUCAGAGUGGGCGAUGCCAAGAUCCAUGCCCACAAAGUGGUGCUCGCCAGCAUCAGCCCGUACUUCAAAGCCAUGUUCACCGGGAACCUUUCCGAGAAGGAGAACGCCGAGGUGGAGUUCCAGUGCAUCGACGAGGCAGCCCUGCAGGCCAUCGUGGAGUACGCCUACACGGGCACUGUCUUCAUCUCCCAGGACACUGUGGAGUCCCUUCUUCCAGCCGCGAACCUUCUCCAGAUCAAACUGGUCGUGCAGGAGUGCUGCGCGUUCCUGGAAAGCCAGCUCGAUCCUGGCAAUUGCAUCGGGAUUUCCCGCUUCGCAGAGACCUACGGCUGCCCCGACCUCUGCCUGGCUGCUAACAAGUACAUCUGCCAGAACUUCGAAGAGGUCUGUCAGACGGAGGAGUUCUUUGAGCUUACGCAUUCCGAGUUGGACGAGAUUGUUUCCAAUGACUGCUUGAAUGUCGCGACAGAAGAAGCUGUUUUUUCCGCGCUGGAGUCCUGGAUCAAGUACGAUGUGCAGGAGCGCCAGAAGUACUUGGCACAGCUGCUGCACUGCGUCCGGCUGCCGCUGCUGAGCGUGAAGUUUCUCACGAGGUUGUACGAGGCAAACCAUCUCAUUCGUGAUGAUCAUACUUGUAAGCAUCUGCUGAACGAGGCCCUCAAGUACCACUUCAUGCCUGAACACAGGCUCUCCCACCAGACCGUGCUGAUGACACGACCUCGCUGUGCUCCGAAAGUCCUUUGUGCUGUAGGAGGAAAAGCUGGACUGUUUGCCUGUUUGGAAAG